UUCCACAACACCAGCACACAAUAAGUGAUCAUAAAGAGCGUUGAAUCAGAUAUGCAUGACACUGAGGGACAUCUUUGUCAGGUACUAGGUCAGUAUCUCUUAUACUGUGGGAUAAACGUACAAUUUGUUGUUUCACAUGGAUAUGGUGUCAUUAUAAAAGCUUUAAGAGAACAUAAAUCAGCAGUUGGAGGUCAUUCAAGGCUUGAGAGUGCUGAAAAAAUGGCUCAGUUAUUGUGGGUAUUUCUUGUGCUCGCUGUAACGGUCAGAGAUAUAUUACCACAAAGGAUCAUCGGGGGUCAAGAGGUCGUGCCUUACUCCAUCAAGUACCAGGCGUCUCUUCAGGUUGACAGGAAGCAUUUUUGUGGAGGAACCCUCAUUCAGCCGCAGUGGGUGGUGACUGCUGGCCACUGCUGGAGACCGGCCAGUGUGAUUCAGGUGGUGCUGAGUGAGCACAGUCUCGCUGUAGAAGAGGGAUUUGAGCAAGUGUAUAACGCCUCCAGAGUCUACAUUCAUUUUGCCUACAAUCCAAAAACUUUUAACAAUGACAUCUUGCUCAUUAAGCUCAGUGUUCCAGCUCAGAUUAACGCUAAUGUCCAGCCGGCCCCACUGCCAACCAUAGACACACCUGAUUUAGUCGGAGGAAUCAGCUGCACCGUGAGCGGAUGGGGAGUGACACGACUCUACAGCUUCUAUCUGUCACCGAUUCUGCGUGCGGUGGAUGUGGAGAUCAUCCCCAACUGCCAAUACUACUACUACUACAGAGUCAACGACAACAUGAUCUGCGCAGGCUCGCGCUUCGGGGGGAAAGACUCCUGCCAGGGAGAUUCAGGUGGCCCUCUCAUUUGUGAUGGGAAUUUAGAAGGCAUUGUUUCCUGGGGAAUCGGCUGUGCUCUUCCGUACUAUCCUGGUGUCUACACUAAAGUCAGGAACUACAACCGCUGGAUCGACUGGAUCAUCACCUCUGAGAGCUAAAACACAUGUUCAGCUGAAUGUGGGAAGACUUUCCUUAAAUCAGAAUUAAGAAAAAGGAUGUCAUGUAACAAUAAAUGCUACUUCAAGUACUGAUCCAUUCACAUUAUUCCAUCCAGAAUCCAGAGGUUUAUAGAGUAACAUGCGUAUUUUGGACUUUUUAAAAGCAUUAAAUGCU
Messenger RNA from Rhinichthys klamathensis goyatoka, 1147 nucleotides. Its product is annotated as trypsin. The transcript is spliced from 6 exons. Lineage: Eukaryota; Metazoa; Chordata; Actinopteri; Cypriniformes; Leuciscidae. The record is from RefSeq and is a predicted model, not a curated record. Bases 52 to 972 code for a protein of 306 amino acids. Gene Ontology annotation, molecular function: serine-type endopeptidase activity. Gene Ontology annotation, biological process: proteolysis.